UAUACUUCGUACUAUGUACCAUUCGAAAGAAUUUUCCAUAGAAAAAAACCACCCAACGAUCCAGAAAAGCAAUAGCGCGAACAACGUUCUCUCCGAUUGCAUACAUUACUGUGUCGCCAUCCGCAAAGGCAUGUGCAUCUCUGGCACGCCGGUGCUGAAUCAAGCGGGAGAAAACUGUGAGCAUCCGGACCCCUAUCAAAGCAGAACGCACAAAACGGGGACUGCGACCAUGUCCGAUUCGGGAUUGGGGUUCUUGGAGCACACGACGGCUCUUCCUACCAUUACGAGGCACUCUCUCCACGGCCACAGCAAAGGAGACGAGUGGAGGAAACAGAGUGACGACAACGCAAGCGACAACGGCAACGGCAACGGCAACGGCAACGGCAACGGCAACGGCAACGACAACGACAACGACAACGAACACGAAACCAACACUAAUACUAACACUAGCUUUUCCUGGAUCGAACUGGACUUUUCCUGGGAAAUCACCAAACCGGAAUCACAGCAAUCCAAUGACAAUGCGAACAACCCUGCCCAUCUACAACCACCCACUUCACAUUUGCUCGCCGCAGACGGUACCAAGCAUGUAGAUAUCACCUCGGAGACAAUGCUUCUAGACGACGAUAUCAGAAGUUGUUGCACGGACGACGACGACGACGACAACGACAACAAGUUGUGCAGCAGCUAUCACUCGGAGCUCUCGUCCCUCGGCGAGGACAAUGUCUCCUCCGUUGACGGUGGAUUUGGUUGGCUUUCGUCGCUGGAUGGUGUGCAACUGCCGGAUCAAUACGACGACGAUUCCGCGCCUGGGAUUUUGAACGACAGUGACCUGGAUUCCAUCAUCGAGAUUGGUGCAUGUGGCCUUCUUUCUUCCGGAGAGGGGGAGGAGAAAGACGACGACGACCAUGGGGAAGGCUGUGAUGAGAUCAAAGAGGGGGACCACCAGCACAAGGAAACCGAAACUGCAACUGCAACGGUCCGCAGCCGGUGCAGCAGGACCGUGGCCAUUCAUCACGAGCUACUUGGUUCCGAGGUCGAAACCACCACCACCACGAAUCAAACAGCAACUCCCUGCAAACCAGAGAAGCACCCACCGCGGCGCAAAUUGAAAAAGCAGUCGAGCUCGGGCGCUGCAAACGACACCAAUGCCAAUACCAGCAGCGAGCAGGACACAACGAGUGACAACGUCGAGGAGGAACUCUACGAGAUCCUCUGCAGGGGGGCUGGCGAAUCCACGGCAACAACGGCAUCAAAGGGCAACGGGGACCAAGGCAGAGACGAAACAGAACCCGUCGGCAGCAAGCAGCCAGGCGGAGAAGAACCAGCACCGCAGCGAACCUCGUCCACUAGAUCCAAGAAAAAGACCUCCAAGGCCGAUCAAAAUGCCACCGGAGAGAUGGGCCCCAAACGCUCCUCCAAACCAAAGCCACAACGGCUUCGAAGAAUAUCGUCGAUGCCAGAAAAGCGGGAGAAAGAAGACAAAACCAAAAUCGCUCUCGGGAGCAGCAGCCUUUACCACACUACUUCCAAAUCCAAACAAAAGCACCAGCGAAGAAAAUCCAUGCCCGAGCGGGAGAAAAAAGACAAAAUUUCACUCGAAGGAAACGACAGCCCCCAACCUUCCAAACCAUUGCAACGGCGUCGUCGAAGAACGUCGAUUGACUUUGACCGGGACAGGGCUACGAAGCAGGAGGAAGAAGACGAAAUGCCCCCAGGAAGUAGCCACAAAAAGACCAAAUCCAGGCAACGACCCAAGCAACGAAAGUCCUCCUCCUCCAGUCGAAAGUUGCCGAGAGAAGACGUGGAGAAAAGAGAGGAGAAAAAUGGAAUCGGCGGACACACAGCCAGCACAAACGAUAGCUCACAACGAAAACAAACGCGCCGCCGGAAACGAUCGGAAUCCAAGCAGAUGAUUCAGAGCGAGACCAUCCCAGUGGACGAGGACGAGGACGAGGACGACGGCCUUACUGUGAGAAGUUCUCGCACCACGGAAGACAUAGGCAGCUUCAAAUCAAAAUCCCUGCUCCGUGGAAAACGAUCAUCCCUUGCAAAAAGAACCACGAAAGAGAGCGACAGGGAAGAUAGCGAGGUCCUCGACGAUGGUUCGAAACAGAAACCAGAACUGUCUUCUAGGCGGAGCGCAAGAAAUGGGGCUGCUGUGAAAGGGCCAUCAGAAAGAGAUGAUCUGGGGAGCUGCCACACAAACGGAGACGUGAAUCCCUUCAAAACAAGGCCGCUGUUUCUUCGGAGAAGAUCGUCCUUCCGAAGGAGAAUGGGCCAAGACAGCACCGACGACGAUGAAGGGGACGAACUUGCUUCCGUAAGCUGUCACACCACCGGGAGUUUGCCUCUGUUCCGUCGGAGACAUUCUACUUCCACGCGGAGAACCAGAAGAGACAGAAGAGCACAGGAGGUAGGGAGGAUAAUUUCGGAGAGCUCCCAUACCCGUACAUCAAAACCACUGUUCCGUCGGAAACAAUCCUUAUCCACAGAAAGAACGAAACGUGACAUUACAAAGGAGGACGAAGGCAGAACCACAUCCUCCGGUCAACACGCAAUAGGAGAUGGUAUUAACGGCAUCCUAUCGAGAACACUGCUUCGACGAAAAAGAUCGAUCGCCAAAAGGAAUACCACCAAAGAGGCAGACGCAGUAGAGAAGGCCAAUGGCCCCGGAACAAAACAACCCCCUGAAAAUAACGCGUCGUCCAAGGAAGAUGAGGACGAGGCUGAAGCUGACGGAAGAAGCUGUCACACCACCGGAGAUAUCGCCGAUGCUUCUAGCAACCGACAACAGCUGCGCCGGCGAAAGAAGUCACUUUCUAAACAAACAUCGACAAAGGAGAACAACGGCUUAGUAGAAGCCGACGAUGGGAUUGCAACCCUCGGGAGCUACCACACGACCGGAGAUAUCCCAGAUUCCACUAAGCGCAAGCAAAAGCUUAGACGGAAAAAGUCUGUUCCCCACGAGAUUACCAGCAAGAAAAAAAAACCAAGCGUGUCGGUAUUGGAACAAGAUUCCAAAUCGCUGGCGAUGUCUGCAUCCCUUUCGGGAAAACCGAAACGCAUCUUGGGUAAGAGCAACCCCGUAGCUAAUCCUGUUGCAAAACAAGUUGAUUUUAACAGCCAGUCCGAUGAAAAGAAAAACAAGGACACGAAAUCUGCAUCGAAAGAUAACGAAGACCGCCAGACAUUAUCUCCGAUAUCUCUUGGGUCUUUCGCACAGCUUUCUAUCACAGAAGUCCACCAUUUGAACAUCUGUGAUGACGAAGAUGGAGCAACUGCUCUUCCCAAACCGCAGGGCAUUGGUGGAGCACUGUCUUUGCAAUUCGAAUCUUCCUCCCUUCCCAGAACAGCGUCUUUAACUAUGAAACCAGUGCGGCGAGGACGACGCGAAUCACUGGAGAAGAAAAACCCGAAGUCAGAUCAGGCAAGCGAUGAGGUUCGUGAUGACGAGAAGAAGCAUCGCUCGCACUCUCUUGAUUCGAUAUCCGCACUUACAGGGUACAUUUCGUCCGAAAGUCCAUCCAUUGGAGAACGAAAAACAAAACGACAGAAAUCAAAGAAGCGAAAGGAAGGCUUUCUGCUGUUGUCUAGUAGGACAAAGUACAAUGGACAUACAGCGUCGGCACAUUCCAGGUCGGUUGUAGUAUCUGCGAAUGACGAGAUCUCGGGUAUCAGUUCGACGCCUGUUAGGCGAAGAAAAUCCACACAUUCCCGCUCGGCUUUUGAGACAGUCAAAGACAUUUCUUCGAUCACCAAGUCGAACCAUACUACGCGAAGAAGAUCGAUAUCUUCAAAAGACGAGCCUUCGGUUACCAAGUCGAACCAUAGUAGGCGAAGAAGAUCGACGUCUACAAAAGCCGAUUCUUCGGCCACUAAAUCAAAUCAGAGCAGGCAAUCAAUAUCGGCAUGUUCUCCCUCGAUUUCGAUUUCUACGAAAGACGCCCCGUUGGGGAUCAGCUCGAACAAAAGUGAGCAAAGAGGGUCGUCAGAUUCCCGCUUGAUUGAAAAAGAAGGCCCCCUAGUUGUCCUUUCGUCGAACACCAACGUUUCGCCAAUGUCUCUCGAUGACGGGGUAUCGAUGGUGAAAGCCGAAGCAGAAACCCUGCUGGACUCACUCGAGGUCGCAGACGCCAUAGGCAUAGGGCGUUCUGAUCGUCAACAGGCUUCGGACGAUGGCGACUCGCACGAAGAUCUGUCGGUGUCCCCCGGCUUAUCGCAGUCCUACCUCCCGGCUGGUCUACAGAAACUUAAAAGAUUGGCUUCGUUUCGAAAUGGUCCUUUGUCCUCCAGUCCGGGCCGGGCACAGGCGCGCAGUGGUGAGAUUGCGAUAUCGAGAGUAUCCAAACCUGUCGAUAAAAAAGAUUUCGUACAAACAAGUGGUUUGGCCAUAGGGAGUUUCCAGAGAGAUUCCGAUGCACCGUUGCGCCGUGCGCAGAAUGCAUCUCUUCGGAUGAAAUUUUUGACCAAGGCCAAAAGCACAAUUCAUGGUUUUGGGAAUUCUUCUUCUGAUGAUGUUCGCAAGAAAAGAUCCCCUGGGAGUUACAUUCCAAGUAGCAAGGAACUCAGGAAGAAACAAGACGAAUCGAACUAUCGGAAAGAUCUGGUGAAGAACGCAGUCUAUGCCUGUAUGGAAGAGGAUGAGGACGGCGAUAUCAACAAUUUUAUCCUUGGAACUACACCAGACAUCACUCCGCCUAGAGGAAAGCCGCGAAGAACACAGUCUCUUCCAACAAAAUACUCCCGAUAUUUGUCUUGACAGACUAGAUUAAUAUUGACGACGUUAGAGUAUUGGUGGCUGAAUAAGUUAAAUAAAAUUUU
Molecule: messenger RNA, 4821 nt
Organism: Pseudo-nitzschia multistriata
Lineage: Eukaryota; Bacillariophyta; Bacillariophyceae; Bacillariales; Bacillariaceae
Source: the annotation of a GenBank genome assembly